UUCUUGCUACAUACAAGCAUGGCGUCUGCUGACCUGAGAGAGGAGGUAACUUGCCCUGUCUGUGUGAGCAUUUAUACAGAUCCUGUAACCCUCAGCUGUGGCCAUACCUACUGCCUGAGCUGUAUUAACCAAACAUGGGACAACCAGGAGGAGGGGGAGUAUUCCUGUCCUGAAUGUCAACAAAGGUUUAGGAGGAGACCUGAACUCAAAAGGAACCUGAGGCUACGUAAUAUAGCAGAGACUUUCCAACCUACUGAGUCUGUAAAUGAGACUGGGAUCUUCUGCACUUACUGUGUUCACCCUGCUACUAAAUCGUGUCUAAUGUGUGAGGAGUCUUUUUGUGACUUCCAUGUGAGGUCACACAGCAAGUCUGAGGAACACGUCUUAACUGAACCCACCACUUCCUGGGGUAACAGAAAAUGCACCAAACACAAGGAGCUGCUGAAAUAUUACUGCACUAAAGAUGCUGCCUGUAUCUGUGCGACCUGCUCCCUGGCCGGAGAGCACAGGGGACACCAGGUGGAGCUGCUGAAUGAGGCUUCUGAGAAGAAGAAAGAGAAACUGAGAAAUGUUCUGCAGAAACUGACCACAAAGAGAGAGAAGACUGAGAAAAGAGUCCAGAGUCUGCAGGAGCACAGGAGAGGGGUGCAAGAGAAAGCAGCUGGUGUAACAGAGAGAUUCACUGCCCUGAUUAGGGACAUCAGGAGACAGCUGGAAGACCUAGAGAAGCGAGUGCUGAGUGAGAUCACCCGGCAGCAGGAGCAGGUUUUACUCACAAUCUCUGAUCUGAUCCAGCAGCUGAAAAAAGAGAAGGACGAGCUGACCAGGAGGAUUUGUCACAUUGAGGAGCUGUGCAACAUGACUGACCCAUUAACUGUCCUACAGGAAUCACACAGAGAUGACUUUUGUGGUGCUGAGCAGGGAGAUAAUGAGGUCACACAGAGAGGUGAUAAACAGGUCCCUGCUGGAGGGGAUUUAGAUGAGGGUCUGAUCUCAGUGACCUUAUACAUAGGUUUAGCUGAUAUUGUGACUGAUGUAAAGAGAGUGAUCUAUAUGCAGGUGCCAUCAGACAUAUUACUGGAUAUAAACACAGCUCAUAAUAAUGUUAUUGUAUCAGGUGACCUGAAAACUGUAUUCUGGUCACUCAUAAACCAGCAGCGACCAGAAACACCAGAGAGAUUUACAGAUUAUUCUCAGGUAUUAAGCACCAGGAGCUUUUCCUCAGGACGACAUUACUGGGAAGUGCAGAUCAGUAAAUCAGGGGACUGGUGUCUAGGGGUUUGUUAUACCAGUAUGGGGAGGAGAGGAGAUCAGUCUGUGAUAGGAAAUAAUAACAAGUGCUGGGGUUUGUGUAGUUUUAAUAAAAGUAUUUGCAUGACAAAUAACAGAAUAUACACCUCAUUACACCCCCCUCUAUCAUGUGACACAGUAGCAAUACUGCUGGACUAUGAGACUGGGCGUCUGACCUUUUAUGAGCUGUGUGACCCGAUCAGACACUUACACACCGUCACUGUCACCUUCACUGAGCCUCUUCAUGCUGCAUUCUGGGUACGGGGUGAUGAUGCCUUUGUGAGAAUCCUGCGCUAGAUAAACUGUCACAUAAUAAUAAUGCUGCAUUCUGUGUAUAUAAAGAUGGUGCCUGUGUGAGAAUCCUGCACUAGAUAAACUGUCACAUAAUAAUAAUGCUGCUGUCUGUGAGCCAGUGAUGUCUGUGUAUUGUGCACAUUGUGUAUGAACUGGGGAUAAAAUAAAAUAUUUGUGUAGAUUAA
This is a messenger RNA of Bombina bombina (fire-bellied toad), 1769 nucleotides long. RefSeq names its product E3 ubiquitin/ISG15 ligase TRIM25-like. The coding region runs from base 19 to 1587 and encodes 522 amino acids. Gene Ontology annotation, molecular function: zinc ion binding; protein binding. The record is from RefSeq and is a predicted model, not a curated record. Lineage: Eukaryota; Metazoa; Chordata; Amphibia; Anura; Bombinatoridae. The transcript has a single exon.